Messenger RNA from Parnassius mnemosyne (clouded apollo), 354 nucleotides. The record is from the annotation of a GenBank genome assembly. NCBI's taxonomy places the organism in Eukaryota, Metazoa, Arthropoda, Insecta, Lepidoptera, Papilionidae.
UUGCUUAAAAGUGAUCAAUGUUACAUCGUCGGGACCGGUUUGGGAACAACCCAAAGUACCAUUCACGAUCAUUUCACACGUUAUAGCCCGUUUAGCGUUGUACAAACUCCCUGUUCGUACCUCUCUAUUAUUUGGUGCACUAAUGCCUUGGGUAAACUUUACUCUCUGACCACCCGCGGUGCUCACGAUACGGUAUGGACUAAGGCUGCCUGUACAUUUGAUUUUAGACAUGAAAUUUUUUUAAGGAAUUCUCAGCCUGGCACUAUUCGUGGUGAUCUCUGUGGCUCCGACUCAGUUGAAGCAGCUAACAAAGAAAUCGCUUUAUGGUUUACUGAAAAAGAACUCGUCGGAUAG